Molecule: messenger RNA, 303 nt
Organism: Dovyalis caffra
Lineage: Eukaryota; Viridiplantae; Streptophyta; Magnoliopsida; Malpighiales; Salicaceae
Source: the annotation of a GenBank genome assembly
AUGAGAAAGACAGCGAAUGGCAGAAUCGCUGCUGGUGCUGCUGCCCCUGCAUCUUCUGCACGUCACAAGUCUUCAUCGCCUGUUAAUAAUGGCUACUAUGAUGACUAUAAGUCGUCUGCGAAAGCUAGAAAGAGCAGUGGCAGUGCUGCUGCGGCCGCCGCUGCCAUGGACUAUGAGUCCAGUGACGAUGACAGGCACUUUAAGAGGAAACCCUCUAGGUAUGAGCCGUCACCAACACCGCCAGUAGAAUGGGAGGAGGAUGUUAAGCAUUCAAGAAGGGAAAUGGAGCGGAAGCAUAGAUAG